GGUUAAACGUCAAUAUUGUCAAACUGUUUCUGAUGAAAAAUUGAGGUACUGCGAUUUAAUUUUUAUAAUAAUAAUCAUCACCGGUAUGAAAUAAGAUACACAAAAUGAAUCAAGCAAUCAACGUAGAACAACUGAACUCUGCAUUGUCAUCGCUUCGAACGGUGCGUUCGAAUGUGAGCCUUGUUUUUGAAACCCUUUCGAAUGGACUGCGAGCCGAUCACGGUGAAGAUGGCAAAGAUAAAUUUCUCAUGGAGUUGCAGGAACUCCUUUAUAUUGUAAGCAACAAUCUUCGAGACCUGGAACAGACUGUCAACGCUCUGCCUAUUCCGGUUCCAUUUAACCUCGGUAACACAACAUAUUUAAGCCAAGAAACAACACAAGAUCGUCAAGCAUUGUAUACUCAACUUGUAAACAGUUACAAAUGGACCGAUAAGAUUCACGAGUACAGCUCCUUUGCACAAACAUUAUUAAGUCAGAACUCCUUGAAGCGAUCCUACAUAAAUUCGGGCAGCACGAAGCGUCGCGGGAAGCUUCAAAGUAACCACAACGUGGCGCCGCUGCAAGUGGAUAAUGUCAUAAAUAAUAUCGACAGAUCUUACAAUGAUAUGAAGAUAACAAUAUCGCGUCCUUUUGCAAGUAAUGCUGUUGUUUCCAUCAACUUAAGCCAUGUUUUAAAAGCCGUGGUGGCAUUUAAAGGUUUACUAAUGGAAUGGGUGAUGGUUAAAGGCUAUGGUGAAACAUUAGACUUGUGGACAGAAUCUAGGCACCAUGUUUUCAGAAAGGUGACUGAGAGUGCCCAUGCAGCUAUGCUUCAUUUCUACUCCCCAACUCUACCCGAGUUAGCAGUGAGGUCAUUUAUGACAUGGUUACAUAGUUAUGUGAAUUUGUUUAGCGACCCAUGCAAGAAAUGUGGCUGCCACCUCCACCACACAUCUCUACUGCCGCCUGCAUGGCGAGACUUCCGUACCCUUGAACCGUUUCAUGAUGAGUGCAAACAAUAGUUAAUGUGGUAUUGAACAGGAAAGCUCAAACAGUUUUCAUGUUCCUGCUUUCCUGUUCAAUAUUAACUGAAAUUAUAGACUAUGUCAGUAGUGAAUGUGCUAUAAACAUUGAAUAUAACUUUAGUUUCGCAGUGGGAAAAAUAUCAUGACUAUGUUAACAUAAAAACACACUUAUAACCCAGAGGGGGCAGAGACCAUGGAUGUACAUUGUACAAGAUCCAGCCACGCCUCUCACUUCUACAUUUAUAUAUCUGUAUGUACACGCACAUCGGUUUUCUUAUAAAAACCUUUGUUUACCUACCUUACUUACGUAAUAAACAAGUCUAUAUUGUGUAUUGGUAGUUUCUGUGGUUUUGCAAUUGUACUAUUAUAUAGUUUUAUUAAUGUAGUAUUAAUCAAUUUAUUGUACUAUCAAAUUGUAUUAUACGAAAUGCAGAUAAACAUCCACUAAAAUAUUUUAGGCAUAGAAAUAGAUUUCUCACA
This is a messenger RNA of Papilio xuthus (Asian swallowtail), 1484 nucleotides long. RefSeq names its product mediator complex subunit 27 (gene MED27). Gene Ontology annotation, biological process: regulation of transcription by RNA polymerase II. The transcript has a single exon. Gene Ontology annotation, cellular component: mediator complex. The record is from RefSeq and is a predicted model, not a curated record. Lineage: Eukaryota; Metazoa; Arthropoda; Insecta; Lepidoptera; Papilionidae. Gene Ontology annotation, molecular function: transcription coactivator activity. Bases 105 to 1001 code for a protein of 298 amino acids.